CAAACGUGUGGAGUGCGAAAGGAAAAAGGGCAGAGUUUACCUGUUCACCAAAUUUGGUUUUUGGGCUAUAAAUAUAUCUCAAACAGACUCGGGAGUUGUUCACAAUCUCACAUAUUCCCUCCCUUUUUGUGCCUCCAUUUUUCUCUCUUUGACAAUUUCAUAAGACCAAGUUACCAGACAUUCAUGGGGACUGUUGUCGAUUCUGUUAACCAGGAAGCAGGAAGCCUGCCAACCAACAAGAAGGUCACUGUUAUUUUUGUUCUCGGUGGCCCAGGCAGUGGUAAGGGCACCCAGUGUACUAAUAUUGUUGAAAACUUUGGGUACACCCAUCUAAGUGCUGGUGAUCUUCUCCGAGCAGAAAGAAAUUCUGGUUCCGAGAAUGGGACGAUGAUUUCGAACAUGAUUAAAGAAGGGAAAAUUGUACCAUCAGAGGUAACAAUUAAGCUUCUCCAACGAGCAAUUGAGGAAAAUGACAAUGAUAAAUUCCUUAUUGAUGGUUUUCCCCGGAAUGAGGAGAACCGUGCUGCUUUUGAGUUAGUUACUGGAAUUGAGCCUGAGUUUGUGCUCUUCUUUGAUUGUCCUGAACAAGAGAUGGAGAAACGCCUUUUAGGUCGUAACCAGGGAAGAGAAGAUGAUAAUAUUGAAACAAUAAGGAAGCGAUUCAAGGUUUACAUGGAAUCUAGUCUACCUGUUAUUGAAUAUUACCAGUCCAAGGGGAAGGUUCGAAAGAUUGAUGCUGCAAAGCCUGUUGGAGAAGUAUUUGAAGCAGUUAAAGCUGUUUUUUCCCCAGCUAAUGAGAAGGUUGCUGCCUGAAAAUUCAUUAGUAGAGAGGCAUCACGAUUAAGUAUUAUGGUAUAUCAGUAUUGUUUGCAUAUUGGUGCUUGCUGUGCGUCUUCAGCCAAACGAUGUAUCUUUAUAGAUAUCACUUUUAUAGAAGUUUAUGCAAAAUUUUCUCUAUUUUAUCCCUCUCCAUUUUUUGUUCUUUUGAAGGAAACACAAUGUUGUAUUAUUGGCUUAUUGUCUCUGUAUUGUUAUCAUUGUCGAUUCUGAAUUCUGAUAAAUAAAAUUAUAAGAGUUUCUCUC
This is a messenger RNA of Solanum dulcamara, 1083 nucleotides long. RefSeq names its product UMP-CMP kinase 3. Gene Ontology annotation, biological process: CDP biosynthetic process; 'de novo' pyrimidine nucleobase biosynthetic process; UDP biosynthetic process. Gene Ontology annotation, cellular component: nucleus; cytoplasm. Lineage: Eukaryota; Viridiplantae; Streptophyta; Magnoliopsida; Solanales; Solanaceae. Bases 184 to 813 code for a protein of 209 amino acids. Gene Ontology annotation, molecular function: UMP kinase activity; ATP binding. The record is from RefSeq and is a predicted model, not a curated record. The transcript is spliced from 10 exons.